Molossus molossus (Pallas's mastiff bat) is the source of this 2850-nucleotide messenger RNA. RefSeq names its product caspase-14-like. Gene Ontology annotation, biological process: proteolysis. The record is from RefSeq and is a predicted model, not a curated record. Lineage: Eukaryota; Metazoa; Chordata; Mammalia; Chiroptera; Molossidae. The transcript is spliced from 8 exons. Gene Ontology annotation, molecular function: cysteine-type endopeptidase activity. Bases 1 to 1197 code for a protein of 398 amino acids.
AUGAGGCCCAGAGAGGAGAGACCGGCGGCGUGCGCGGCGCGCGGGCCGAGACCUCGGAUUGGUCCGGCGUCCGGGUGGCUGGCGGUGGAGGUAGGCCUGGCGGGCGGCCGUCUCUCGCGGUCCGACGGCCCCCGGGCACCCCCGAGGACCACGCCGGCCAUGGAGGAGCUGCUGAGGCGCUUGCAGGAAACCCUGGACGUGCUCUCCCCGCAGGAGCUGCGUAACUUCCGCGCCAUUCUCAAGAAGGUGGACGAAGAGCCGCGCGUGAGCCCGCUGCAGCUGGAGCUGGAGGGCGGCAGCACCUCGGGGCUGGCCCGGCUGGUCGCCAAGCACUACAACCCGCUGGCCGCGCCGCGCGUCGUCGUCAAGGUGCUGCGGCAGCUGCCCCGCACCGACCUGCUGCCGCGCUGGCAGAGCGACCCCGCUGCCGACGGCGCAGUGAUCCCGAGGAAAAUUCUAAAGAGAAACUAUGACUGUGUGGACGGUGACCUGGAGCGUUACGACCUGAGCGGCAGGCGGAAGGCUUUCCUUAUGUGUAUGAAGAAGAACAGGCCAGGGGCUGACCAGGAUGUCGUGUUAAUGAAGCAAUGGCUUGGCCAGUGCCAGUUUGAAUAUACACUUUGCAUCGACCCUGACAAAAUGGAGUUACUUGAAAAACUAGCAUCCUUUCGUGAUGGAUUGAAUGAAAUUAAAGAUGAAAUUAGCUGUUGCCUUGUCACUCUUAUGUCUCAUGGAGAAAAAGGCUGUAUUAAAAUAAAAGAUGAUGACAGAGUCAGCCUGGAAGACAUUUUUGAAAUGUUUAAUAAUAAAAAUUGUCCGGCGCUCCACGGGAAACCAAAGGUCUUUAUAAUCCAGGCCUGCAGGGGAGAGAGAAGAGAUAGUGGUGUGGAAACAGAUGAUGAACCCAUGGACUCAGAUAACGUGUUGGAGACGAAGAGGCUGCCCACGUUCAGUGACUAUUUCAUCAUCUAUCCUACCCAGGCAGAUCAUGUAGCUUUACGGCACCCCCGCACUGGCUCUGUGAUGAUCGAGGCCAUGACUGAGGUCUUCCAACAGUAUGGAAACAAGUGGCACCUCUUUGACUUUUUCACCAAAGUGAAUAACAGAGUGGUGCACACGGAGUUUUAUCUACGCGAGGAACCAGUAAAAGUAUCGCUUGUAAUGGAAUCAACUCUAACUAGAUCCGUGUACUUUUGACACCAGGAAGAUUUAAAAAUAAGGACGACUUUGUCAUAGACUCUAAAGAAAUGCGAGGCUUUGUAAAUGGUUAUCAUUUUGCAUUUUUUUCUGUCACUAGUUGUAUUUCUCCAAUUUGUUUUUGUAUACAUAUGUUGUUUUUCUAAGAUUUAACUGCGGUUUGGAACUUGUAAAUACUUUGACUUUUUUUUACUGUCUUUUUCCUCCCUGCACUGUUAUCAAAACGUGGACGUCCAGCCCGAUGAGUGUACUGUGUUAUCCUGUGCUUCUCAUGGUGGUCACCGUGGCCCGUCCUCUCCGCUCUUGAUUUCGUGCUAGCUGGUGCCAAGCCUCACCUUCUUGGCUUAGUAUUCAAGAAGUGCCUUUCUGUGGGCUUCCUCUGGUUCCGCCCUUUCCCCAUUGUGCUGUCUGCAGCCAAACUGAUCUUUGGGCUCCUUAGCCAUCCUCGUCUGACCUGGGUGUCUUUGCUUGUACUUGGUGCCCAUGAGCCUUCGUGUUUUUACCCCACCUGGUCUCUAGCUUCCUCCUUGCUGCCUCAGUACCUUUGAACUGCUGGUGUUUGCCUGGAAUAGUGCCGCCCAGGGAGGUAACUCAUUUCUGUCCCUCAGUUUGGUUCCAGCACCACUCGCACGGGAAAGCUUUCUGCAGCCCCUCACGCUAGGCCAGCCCUUUCAGUGCUCAGAGACCUCGGCUUUUCUUACGUAGCAUGAAGCACUACUGUACAUAUGUGCAGUGGCCUUUACUCUCUCUCCAUUCCCUUGUAAGCCACGUGUUGUGUUUGUAACUGUAUUCCAGCUUCCAGCUGUGUCUUAGACAGGGAAGGAUACAUGUUUAGCAAAUGACCGAUCCCUGUCUUUCCGUUAUUUUAUCCAUUCCUCCAAGCUUGCCUCAUUACCUCUGUCUACCUAGCCACGUGCUAGUCAUCCCCACCUAUGUGGAUGACCCAUGGCCACUUUAAUGAGUUGGAAGUUAACCUGUUUCCCCUAAAUCUCCCCUAAACCCACCCCAUUGUUAAUAACCCUUGACUCCUCACUGCCUGCAGAAUAUACCCAAACUCCUCCUCUGUCAGGCCCUACCCGACUGCCUGUGCACUGCCUAUUGGUCCUGGGUCUUGGCCAUUGCAGACGAUCUGCGGUUCCCUCUGCCAUCCCCCUCAGAGAACCGGGCUUGUGGGUUAAUGAGUGCUGUCUGAACACUCAGAUUUUAUAUUAGUUCACUCUCCUUUCUGCCUGAAACGCCCCUUUGUUCUGACAGUGUGCUCCCUCUAUACCAUGCAUUCUUCAGGGUACACCUGGGGUCCCGACCCACUCUAAGGAAACCUGAAUGUAGACCAGUGUUUUUAGAGUAACAAGCUGUGGACUGAGCAUGAGUUUUAUUUGUUAUGUUCUAAUUUUCUUUUCUUUUUUUGGUAUGUGCCCCUAGGGGGAACCGAACCCAGGACACUCUGGUCCACAGGCCGACGCUCCAACUGCUGAGCCAAACCGGCCAGGGCUCUAAUUUUCUAUGUAACAUGGACUGUUUUUGGACCUUGGUUUCCCCAUCCACAUAAAAGAUUUGGCUCAGCCCUGGCCAGUUUGGCUCAGCAUCGGCCUAUGGACCAAUGAGUCACUGGUUUGAUUCCAGUCAAGGGCACGUACCUGGUUUGCAGUUCAU